CUUGUGCUCCUCCUCCUUCUGUUCCUGACCGGAAAAGAAGAGCCUUUUUAAGCAAGAAGAGAGUUUCACUUCAAGGGAAAUCAUGUGGGCUGAAAAGUUGGGGAAACAGUUGGGCAAGCCCACUCGAUCGCUGGGGGGAUGGCUCCUCAGCAAAAUGUUUAAAGCUCGCAACCAGGUUCUGGAGGACAGUGCUGUACAGAUGUUGGAGAUCCAGCCGGGGGAAACGGUGCUGGAGCUGGGUCAUGGUCCAGGUCUGGGUCUGCAGGCCGCAGCCAAGCUCCUCACCGGGCCUGCAGGCCACAUUAUAGGGGUGGAUUACUCUGAGUACAUGCAUCAGAUGGCAAAAGAACGAUUGAAGGGACUCAUCGCCAGUGGCAAAGUGACCUUACACCUUUGUGAUGUAGCUGCCAUGCCUCUGGCAGACAACACUGUGGAUAAAGUCUUCCACUGUAACUGCUACUAUUUCUGGCCUGACCUCAGAAAGGCUGCCUUGGAAAUACAUCGUGUAAUCAAACCAGGUGGCCGGGUGGUGACCACAAUGAGGCUUGCCCAUAUAACUGCUUUGGGAGCGAAGGGAGUGAUGCCAGGAGAGAACUGGCGUCCAGAGGCCUAUAUGGCAGCUCUGAGGGACUCUGGCUUCACUGACGUCAGGAUGGAAGACAAACAAGAUAAAAAUCUAACCUUUAAGGCUAUUUUUGCCACUGCCUUAUAAUGACAUUGCGUGUAUUCCAAGUUAAUUUCAUGAAAA
Molecule: messenger RNA, 748 nt
Organism: Austrofundulus limnaeus
Lineage: Eukaryota; Metazoa; Chordata; Actinopteri; Cyprinodontiformes; Rivulidae
Exons: 4
Coding region: 83-712 (209 amino acids)
Biological process (GO): sterol biosynthetic process
Cellular component (GO): endoplasmic reticulum
Molecular function (GO): sterol 24-C-methyltransferase activity
Source: RefSeq, a predicted model, not a curated record